AGCCACAGGCGCACAAACCUUUCUUUCUCCCCUUCCACUGCCCGCCCCAUUAAUAUCUCUCCGCCCCACCUCCCUCUCUCUCCUCCUCCUUCAGUGAGAGUCUUCACGCCACACCCAUUAGUGGCGAGGAGAGAAAGAGAAGCCCUUUCUUGUUCGAGCUCUGUACGAUUUAUCUCUCGUUGCUUUGCUAGGGUUUGGUCUGUUUGUUUCAUGGAUCAGAGCUUCGGGAAUCUUGGAGCGGGAGGGAGCAGUAGCGGGGGCUCCAACUCCAAGGCCGCUGCGUCCUCCUUCCUACAGCUGCCGCUGUCCACCGCGGCGGCGGCGGGCGGCGCGUAUUACGGCACGCCGCUGGCGCUGCUGCACCAGGGCCAAGCGGAGCCGUCGUUGCUGUACGGCAAGCACGAGGAGAUCUCGCCAGGGGAGGCCGAGGCCAUCAAGGCCAAGAUCAUGGCGCACCCGCAGUACUCGGCGCUCCUCGCCGCCUACCUCGACUGCCAAAAAGUCGGCGCGCCGCCGGACGUGCUGGAGAGGCUGACGGCCAUGGCUGCGAAGCUGGACGCGCGCCCGCCGGGCCGGCACGAGCCCCGCGACCCGGAGCUCGACCAGUUCAUGGAGGCGUACUGCAACAUGCUGGUGAAGUACCGCGAGGAGCUGACGCGGCCGAUCGACGAGGCCAUGGAGUUUCUCAAGAGGGUGGAGGCGCAGCUCGACUCCAUUGCCGGCGCCUCCGCGCGCCUCUCGCUCGCCGACGGUAAAUCAGAAGGGGUUGGCUCUUCCGAGGAUGACAUGGAUCCAAGCGGCCGCGAGAAUGAGCCACCUGAGAUUGACCCGCGCGCAGAGGAUAAGGAGCUCAAGUACCAACUCCUAAAGAAGUACAGUGGCUACUUGAGCAGCCUCAGGCAAGAGUUCUCCAAGAAAAAGAAGAAAGGGAAGCUCCCAAAGGAGGCCAGGCAGAAGCUGCUUCACUGGUGGGAGCUGCACUACAAGUGGCCUUACCCUUCAGAGACGGAGAAGAUUGCGCUUGCGGAGUCGACAGGCCUAGACCAAAAGCAGAUCAACAACUGGUUUAUCAACCAGAGGAAACGACACUGGAAGCCGUCGGAGGACAUGCCGUUCGUGAUGAUGGAAGGCUUCCACCCGCAGAGUGCCGCUGCGCUCUACAUGGACGGCCCGUUCAUGGCCGAUGGCAUGUAUCGCCUUGGUUCGUGAAUUACCUUGGACUAUUUGAUCAGAUCGUUGAAAUAUAUCUGUACCUGGAUGCGUUGCAAUGCAUGGACAUUGUUAUGGAAUUUUUGGGAUCGUUUCUGCUGAGUGCCAAGGGCUCGCUGUAGUGUUUAUGGCUUGUAGUUCUGUAAUAUUGUUAAUUUCCGCUCGACGGCUUGUAAUUUAGGUGUAUCUUGAAUUUGAAUAUCCAUGUAAGUACCAUGGUAAUUAAUUCGUCAGUCGUCUAUUUUCAUAAUUGUACGGUUCAGAUUGGGGAAAACAUGUUCAGGAUUUGCCUGUCUGAAUAAAAAAGAUGUAAAGGUUUAUCCUUGA
Molecule: messenger RNA, 1536 nt
Organism: Phragmites australis (common reed)
Lineage: Eukaryota; Viridiplantae; Streptophyta; Magnoliopsida; Poales; Poaceae
Product: homeobox protein rough sheath 1
Exons: 5
Coding region: 211-1209 (332 amino acids)
Biological process (GO): regulation of DNA-templated transcription
Cellular component (GO): nucleus
Molecular function (GO): DNA-binding transcription factor activity, RNA polymerase II-specific; DNA binding
Source: RefSeq, a predicted model, not a curated record